CUCCGCUCUCUCCGGUGCCAAGGCAGAGAGAUGCGCACGCCGAGGACGCCGCAGCUUCAGCAGCAGCAGCAGCAGCACCACCACCACCACCGAAAUGCGCACGACUCCGAGGCAGCCCAGGCGGCAGAUUAACCCCCACUCCGGCAGCCCCCGUCCGUCUCCCAACACAGCGGGUUAGGGGGAAUAUGGCAAACUUUGACACACUUUGCGUGACAUGCGAAAUGCCCUGCGUUGUCUGGAGAGCCGUGCUGCCGAGCGGCUGAAUUGGGAGCACAAUAACACAGAGACUUACAGAGAGAGAAAGAGAGGAGGGGACCUGAUUCCAGUCAUUUCUAUCCAGGAUCCUCUCCCACGUUGGUUUUGAGAGAUGAUCACGGAGCUGGUGUGCACCGCCGUGGCUGUGGGUCUCUAUCUGAACACGCUGGACGCGGAUUUCUGCUACGAUGACAGCCGAGCCGUAAAGACCAACCAGGACCUCCUCCCAGAGACUCCGUGGACCAACAUCCUCUAUGACGACUUCUGGGGCACCCUGCUCACCCACAGCGGCAGCCACAAGUCCUUCCGCCCACUCUGCACCCUCUCCUUCCGCCUCAACUACACCCUUCACGGCCUGCGCCCCUUUGGCUACCACCUCCUGAACGUGGCGCUGCACGGCCUGGUCACGGCCCUCGUCACGGCCUUCAGCCGCCCGCUGCUGGGCGGAGGGCCGUGGAGCCUGCUGGCGGGCCUCCUUUUCGCCUCUCACCCGGUGCACACCGAAGCGGUCGCCGGCGUGGUGGGGAGGGCAGACGUCGGCGCCGCUCUGUUUUUCCUGUUGUCCCUCGCCUGCUACGCGAGACACUGCGGACUCCGCGGCGGGGACACGGAGGGCAGGCGGCGGGCCGCCGGCUCGGCUGCCGGGCGCUGGGGCUGGAUGCUCGGCAGCUUGUGGUGCGCGGCGGUGAGCAUGCUCUGGAAGGAGCAAGGUGUGACGGUGCUGGCCGUGUCCGCCGUGUACGACCUCUUCGUCUUCCAGAGGCUCCGGUUUCGCCAGGCGCUCCUCCUCCUCUUAGGAAAGAAAAAGAACGCCAGUGUUCUUCUGAGUCUUGCCGUGCUGGCUUCUUCAGGAGUGAUUCUGCUGUCAGCUCGCCUCUACUGGAUGGGUAACAAGCCUCCCAACUUCUCCAACUCGGACAACCCUGCAGCAGAUUCGUCACAUUUUCUCACUCGGACGCUAACGUUCCUCCACCUUCCAGCCGCCAACGCCUGGCUCCUGCUGUGCCCCGACAAGCUCAGUUUCGAUUGGUCAAUGGACGCCGUGCCCUUGGUGAGGUCCUUGGCCGACUGGAGGAACCUUCACACUGUGGCCUUCUAUGGUGGACUUAUCCUUCUGGCAUUGUUUGGGCUUCGCGGGCCCACCUACAAAGUCAAGGAGACCAAUGGAAAAGCCCACAUCACUAAUGGGAAAUCCAUCACUAAUGGGAAUGGCUACCAUGCCCAUGACACAAACCAUAACACAGACCAGGGGUUGCCAAAGACCACCCUGAAUGGUUCAGCUGAACCCAACCACUGUCCUCCCCAGCCCUCCCUACCCCCUACAGAAAGCCUAGUGCUAUUUUCAUUAGCCAUCCUGUCGUUGCCUUUCAUCCCAGCUACCAACCUAUUCUUUUAUGUAGGUUUUGUAAUUGCAGAGCGGGUACUAUACAUCCCCAGUAUUGGCUUUUGUUUACUGGUUGCUGCUGGUGCAAGAACCCUGUAUGUCAGACUGAGGACUAGAAGCUGCAGGGCCUUGGUGUUGUGUCUCUGCACGGGACUAGUGCUGCUGAAUGGAUUCAGAACUGUUCAGAGGAACAAAGACUGGAGCAAUGAGGAAAAUCUCUACAAGUCAGGGAUUAACGUUAAUCCUGCUAAAGCCUGGGGAAACUUGGGGAACGUACUGAAGAAUCAGGGCAAGAUGGCGGAGGCGGAGAAGGCGUACAGAAACGCUCUACACUACCGAGGGAACAUGGCUGACAUGCUGUAUAACUUGGGUUUGCUGCUGCAGGAGAACGAACGUUUUUCUGAAGCGCUGCAUUAUUACAAAAUGGCUAUUGGGAGUCGGCCAACACUGGCAUCGGCCUACUUGAACACAGGAAUAAUCCUGAUGAACCAGGGAAGCCUGGAAGAGGCCAAACGCACCUUCCUCACUUGUGCUGACAUUCCCGACGAGAACUUGAAGGAUCCACAUGCCCACAAGAGCUCCGUCACCAGCUGCCUGUACAACCUGGGGAAACUGCUCCACGAGCAGGGCCAGCAGGAGGAGGCCCUUUCUAUUUAUAAGGAAGCCGUGCAGAAAAUGCCCAAACAGUUUGCACCGCACAGCCUGUUCAACAUGAUGGGAGAGGCCUACAUGAGGCUCAACAGGCUGGAGGAAGCUGGCCACUGGUACAGAGAGUCCCUCAAAGCCAAGCCCGACCACAUCCCUGCCCACCUCACUUACGGCAAACUCCUGUCGAUCAUUGGGCAGAAGGCCGAAGCAGAGAAAUACUAUCUGCGAGCAGUUCAACUGGACCCGAUGAAAGGAAACUGCUACAUGCACUACGGUCAGUUUCUGUUGGAGCAGUCUCGUCUUGGCGAGGCGGCGGAGAUGGCAGAGCGAGCUGCAGAGCUGGACAACUCCGAGUUUGAUGUGGUCUUCAGCGCUGCUCACAUGCUCAGGCAGGCCAAUCUAAAUGAGGCAGCAGAAAGGCAGUACGAGCGUGCGGCCAGCCUCAGACCAGAUUACCCGGCCGCUCUGAUGAACCUCGGCGCCAUCCUCCACCUGAACGGGAAACUCCCCGAGGCGGAGGCCAACUACCUGCGGGCCCUCGAGCUCAAACCCGACGACGCCAUCACCCAGUCCAACCUGCGCAAGCUGUGGAACAUCAUGGAGAGGCAGGGACUCAGGACUAAGGACGGGCUCGGGGCGCAAAAAAGCAAACUCGUGAGCUGAGGGAGACGACGACGCGGCGUCCUCCGGAGGACGAAGCCCCGAGGCUGGAGUCUCAAUCGAGAGCGAGACGAUGAAGACAAUUCUGUUCUCGCUUUGUUCAGCCCGUGACGCUUGUUCAAGGCUUGGCACGUUCGGGACUCACCAGCAGUGUCGCGGUGCAAACUACUAAAACCUUUAUAUAAGAUUUUAUAAUACUCACUUGUUAAGUGAUACAAGGAAGUCAAAAGUCCAAAACAAAGGCUCAAAUAUGAGCUGAUUAUUACUUCACGAUAAUUUAAACGUUGUUUUAGAGCACUUAAUUUGAACGGAAAAUGUAGCAAAUUGAAAUAAUCACUUCUGCAGAAUGGGAAUUUGAAGCGCAACCCUGCGAUCGCGUCAGGUUUUCGUCUCACGCCGGAGGAAGCCCACGAUUUUACUCGUCUGUUUACAUGUAAAAAAGAAACUUUUAUAAAGCCUUUUGUGGCUCCGGAGGGAGGGAGUGAUGUCACGUGAGUUCGCGCCUUUUGGGCCCGAAGAUAAAUUCAACACGGAAACAGUUCUGAGGGUUUCAGCUUAGGCUUGAGGCUUAGGUAACUGGAACCAGCGCCAGAGAUUUGAUAUCGGUCCAAAUUGACGCUGGUUAAGUCGGAUUAUGGACGGUGUAAACGCCAGGUUUUGACAAGGGAGAAAGACUUCUUUUGCUAAACUGUCCGCCAUGAGUCGGGUACAGCACUAAAUAAGGUGGUGUACUCAUGAAAGCCAUGUUAGAGUGGUCUCUAGCCCGGAAGCAAGCCACUGCUUUGGUGGACUUACUUCAGGCAAAAUAGGAAAAGACGUCGAGAGACAUCAUUAUUAUGAUCCCGUUGAGCCCGUAUGUCACAUGCCAUUAAACUCCGUGUUUUUUAUCAGCUUAAAGCAACGGUUCUCAAACUGGAGUCCCCCAACCCGUAGAGGUCCCUGAGCCAUAGGUUGGGGGUCCGCAAAAUAAUUUGUAAUCAAUUCUUAAUUACACGUGGGAACCGCUCUGCCAAUAAAACAAACAUAUUAAACCAGUUACCCCCUCCUACAUUAGCUCUAGGUCAAUAAAAAGUCUGAUAUGUAUCUGUUGCUUUAUUCAUCAGGUAUUUUCCGCACAGCUCCCGCAGGUUAGUGUUGAGUUUGAGAAGUUUAAAACAAAUAAUUCCUAAAUGCAUCUGGACUCACAAAUGGUACUUAACAUAUGUUUAAUUGGUGUGAGGAUUACGAGGGCGUGUUCAAAGGUUUUCUCCCCUUGUAAGGGUUCCCUGGCUCCGAUACGUUUGAGAACCAGUGGCUUACAGGAUCAUUUUCCAAGUCAAGAAAGUCCACAGUUUUACGUAUUUUAACAGGUUUAUUUGGUUGUUUUUUUGAACCACAAACGGGAUCAAAAAUCCUUGAUGAAUGGCUCUCAGGGUGGUCUCUAGCCUCAACGGUCAACACUCACUGCACAAUAAAUGUAUAUAGCAUUAAAAGCAUACACACAUUCUGAUAGCGCCCUCUAAUACAGCGCUGUGUAGUACGUUGCUCCAAGUAAACAAGAGGUUUAGGCACAUAUUAGACCUUUCCAGUGGGAAAUUUGGGGAAAAAAUAUAUAAAAUCAAGGAUCUCAUUAGAAUCGAAUUAAAGUUUAAAGAUGUUUGACGUAAAGAGAGUUUAAUUUUGUGUGGGAGCCGGUCAGUGAACCACCAUUUUAUGUAUUUUUACAAUCUUAUACUGCAAAAAAUUUCCCAUCAUACAGUGAAUUAUUACUUAAAUUGCCAAACAUAUGGGCUACUCAUGGCCUCAUUCAAACAGGAGCAAACCCCCCUCCCUUGUCCACCAGUAGUGGGCGGGACUUCAUCUUUGAAUCACUGAAGAUUGUUCGGUGCAUCUUAAAUGCUCGUGAAUGUAAAAAUGAAAACUGAAAAAGAGAAAGAAAAAAAAAAACUUGUCAGCGGUGCCAAAGCUUGUACCGAGUCUCAACACCUCUCGUGCCAGGCAAGAACUCUUAACCACGCGUGUGUCGUCGUGUUCCUUGUGUCAAAUGAAGAUGUUUUCAUUUCUCGUGGUCAAAUUUAAUUUAUUAAUUAUGUGUCGUUUUAUGUGAAAAGAAAAAAAAAAUGUCAACAUCACUGUCAUAUCAAGCCCGCCCGCUCUCGUUCCUUUCAGAUGCUUCGCUACAGUAAGCAACACGACAUUUGAGAUGCUUUUAUACUGUAUAUGUGGUCUUCGUUCCUCUCUGCUCAGGGACAUCAGGACGUGAUUCCUGUCACAGAAUGGGUUUGUGACACAGAGAGAGCUUUCUUAAAACGUUUCUUUUCUUUUUUCUUUUUUUUUUUUAAAUGAUUGUGACAGUUGGUUAAAUUAUAGAGCUGACAUGUACAUGUAGCUGAAACUGUGUUGUGUUUUGUAAAAGAAAAGUGAAACUUUUUCCAUAAUAAAAAGAUGAUUUUUUUCGCGGUCA
Molecule: messenger RNA, 5390 nt
Organism: Mugil cephalus (flathead mullet)
Lineage: Eukaryota; Metazoa; Chordata; Actinopteri; Mugiliformes; Mugilidae
Gene: tmtc2a
Product: transmembrane O-mannosyltransferase targeting cadherins 2a
Exons: 12
Coding region: 368-2950 (860 amino acids)
Biological process (GO): protein O-linked glycosylation via mannose
Cellular component (GO): endoplasmic reticulum membrane
Molecular function (GO): mannosyltransferase activity; protein binding
Source: RefSeq, a predicted model, not a curated record